Xenia sp. Carnegie-2017 is the source of this 1525-nucleotide messenger RNA. Its product is annotated as G-protein coupled receptor 143-like. The record is from RefSeq and is a predicted model, not a curated record. The coding region runs from base 110 to 1219 and encodes 369 amino acids. The transcript has 8 exons. Gene Ontology annotation, molecular function: G protein-coupled receptor activity; L-tyrosine binding; dopamine binding. Gene Ontology annotation, biological process: G protein-coupled receptor signaling pathway. Lineage: Eukaryota; Metazoa; Cnidaria; Anthozoa; Malacalcyonacea; Xeniidae. Gene Ontology annotation, cellular component: membrane.
AUAGCAAAUAAAUAUGUAAAUAAAGUAGGUGCGAUAAAGUCUCUUUAAAUAGAAAUAAUCAAUUUUUCUUUUAUAACAGCUUAUAGCUGUCAAAGUCCAGUGUAAGAGUAUGGCUUUACUUCGAGAUUGGUCUAUUCGUUGCAUUCCCGGCGACGUUUUAAAUGACGAUGAAAGGAAAACUCUAAGUGCAAUCUACAUAACAACAUCAACUUUUGGUUUGGCUGGUGCUGCAGUACAACUUCGACAUUUAUGGAAAUAUCGUAACGCAGUGAGACGAAGUCCGUCAGCUCAUCACAAUAUUAUCUUUUUUUUGGCAUUGUCUGAUUUAAUAACAUGUUUAGGAAUGAUAGCACUUGCAGUUAUGUUGUUGAUUAUACAAAAGCCAAUCAAAGUUAAUGAUAACACAUACAAACCGAAAAAAUUUAUUUCACUGGAUGCAAUAUGCACAGUUAUGGAGAUUGUAACAUUAAUGGCGGUUAUUGCAAGUGCUAUAUGGACUUUGAAUUUUGCAAUAGACGUGUGUUUGCAGAUUUACAAAAUCCAUUGCCCUAUGGUGGUAUACCAUAUUCUGGCUUGGUUAAUACCAAUGAACUUUGUUGGUGUCAUUGAAUCAAUCAGUUGGGGUUAUUGGCCUGUUAUCUGCGAUGAACCUCAUGGCAUUGAAUCCAGACUAAUCGUGUCAUAUAUACCUGUAUUAAUUGUCUUCGUGGUCAAUCCAUUGUUGUUUGUUGCUACGUACAAAAAAGUUAGACGUCGACUUAAAGGUACUGGCAUAUUCUCAUAUGACGAAAGAUUAGCUUUGAAGAUCGUCGCUAGAAGAUAUCUUGUAAUUAUGGGAACAUAUGCUUUAUGCUGGUUUCCAAAUGUCAUUUCCAUUUUGUAUUACUGGACAAUGCAUCACGGUGAAAUGAGAUCAUCUUUUCUUAUAUUUUGGUAUGUUGAGGCUGUUUUAAAUCCUCUACAUGGACUUUUUAACUGCUUUGUUUAUCGUAACACGUUCAAAGUUAUACCACGUGACAUCAUGAAAGAACCUAAAUUUAUACAAGCACCUUUAAAUUUCAAUGAAAUUAUUUCGCCUUUUCAACAUCUAUGUAGCAAGAACCUCGUGCAAAAUAAAAGGAGAAGUUAUAAUUCUUUUCAGAAAUCUCCUAGUUCAUUGAAAAAUCCUCAAGCAUUUAAUUACAAAUCAAGAUUGUUUGGUGAGUGCUGUCAUUCCUAAGUAACUAGAAAUAAAAGUUAAACUGCAACAGCAAAUGGUACAAAUAUCAAGAUAACAUGAAGUAUCAUAUCUCUGGACGUGCACGGUGAAACAUAUUAAUGAAAUAAAAGUUAAACUGCAACAGCAAACGGUACAAAUAUCAAUAUAACAUGAAGUAACGUAUUUCUGGACGUGCACGAUGAAAAAUAUUAAUGUGAUAUUACAGUGACUGUUCUUGAUUAAUUUCAUUUCUUUUGUAAAAUAAUUUUCGUCUACCUUUAAUGCUGUCAUUACUUACCAAGUGUUCAAUAAAAUGGGCUCUCAAGA